AUGUCGGACUCCUCCAUCAACGCAGAAUAUGUAUCAAGAGGCAAGCGGAACGUUCCCAAAGCUACGUACAAGCAGCGAUGGAGAGCAACUGGAGUGUCGAAAGCUCAUCCAAGAAUCACAUCCCGUCUCCACAUGUUACCGACUGGAAGAUCAUUGGAAAGAGGCCAGACGGAAAGAUCUUCGCAUGAAGAAAAUGACCCUCCUUCCCGCUUUAAACAAGAUAUAGUUGAGGUGAAAAGAAAUACAUCAGAUCCCAAAAACCCUACCAGAACUCCCGCAACCUCUGUCCACGCCCUGUCCCGGAGGACCAACAACCAAAUUCUGAAGACCCAGCAAAGUCCUUCAAGAACCGACAUUUCCAAUAUUCUCUCCGGUAUUAAUAUCACAAAGCCCGCCUUUCAGGUCUAUCGCGAUAUUGACACGGAGCACGAGAGAUGGCAAGGGGAAGGCAUUGGCAAAACUGGCAUGACCGAAGAAACUAAGAAAUCAUCGCAGCGGAAGAGAACAACCGUCAAUAGAGACGUCGCUAAUAAAACCCCGACAUAUUCAAGUAUUGGUAGUAAGGGGAGCUCGUAUCCCCAUCAGCAAACAGAAUACACCCCGAGUGACAUGUCCUUGUCAUCUCCCAGUUCCUCUCGCACGGUGCACAGUAGGAAUUUGAGCUCGCAUUUGGAAAGUUUACCUCCACCUUUGCCUAUAGUUAAACCACCUCUUUUUCAAAUCGCAUUGCAAAAGACAUCGGACAAGCAACCUUCCAAAAUAACCGACUACCGCACGCCGCCAUCACCAUGGGUUUAUACGAGCUCCCCUCCGCGGCGUAGGUCAAGACCAGUAUCGCGCGUUUGGCAGAAUUUGACGUUGAUGGCAGGGGAAGAUGACAGCCCGUUCCUUGAUCAGGUCUUUCGAAGUCUGCUCCCACAGCCGCGUAGAAGUUGGUCCGACGGCGUUGCGGAUGAUAAUCCUUUCAUUGUGACAGAGGAAGUGCGAGAGGAAUUUGGGCCACAAAACCUAUUCAGCGACUUUAUGGAAAAUCAGGAUGUAACUUUGGAAGAUCCUUUAAUUACUGGCCGGGGAGAGUUCACAGACAUGGGACGGGCAACUGUGGAAGCCCAGCAUCCCAUCAAGUUACACAUGAAGGUACAGAUUGAGGCUCUACCAACAACCUGCGACGUUGAUGAAAUUACUAUGUAG
Messenger RNA from Spizellomyces punctatus DAOM BR117, 1191 nucleotides. RefSeq lists its product as uncharacterized. The transcript is spliced from 2 exons. The record is from RefSeq and is a predicted model, not a curated record. Lineage: Eukaryota; Fungi; Chytridiomycota; Chytridiomycetes; Spizellomycetales; Spizellomycetaceae. Bases 1 to 1191 code for a protein of 396 amino acids.